UGAAAUACGAGCAGCUCCCGUUCAGCUCCUCGCAAAGCAACAAACGCGCUUUCAGCGACAGGAAGAGUAACGAGACAGCUUGAGCAAGACUUGAACAUGCAGUUUUGUCAGCUCAGCCGUGGCUAAAGUUACGAGUUUGUGGAUAAGACAAUUUAAAAAGAAGAAAAAAAAAACAUUCCCGAGGCAUCCUGAUUUUCCUCCUCAGAUUUUUCCACAACAGAGCAGAGCAACUGUCCCGGACUGUCCACAGCACUCUGUAUACGAGAGGUGACGAGAAGAAUGACGAGUUCCUGAGAUGCUCAACGGACUCGUACAUGAUUUUCUAAGGCCUCCAGAAGCUGAAGACGGGGUGUCAGUGACAGCACGAGUGACCUCUCUGAGCUGCCACCAUGGCCCUGGUUCAGCCUCUACCUGUAUCUGCUGAGCCCCACACCCCAGGCCUGAGUGGAGGAGCUCGCAGACGACACCCUUCUGCCCCUUCCCCCCCCAUCAACGCGCCACUGGCCACUCUGGAUCCUAUGGGUUCUGUCGGUAGCCUCAUCACCACCCACCCUGGUCCCUACCAGGACCAUCGCCCAAUUGUUGAGCUGGGAGCCAGAGUUCGACGGCCCACACCAGGAGUUUCCCGCGUGGACUCCGAGUCGCCCCAACAGGAUCUGUUACUGCAAAGCAUUCCCCCAGUCAAGAAACAGAACUCCACGAUGUCCAGCAGAGGGCUGGAGAAGGAGACUGGGAACGGGAACUACACAUAUCUGAAUGAGGACUACAUAGGUGACUGGAAUGACAGUCAUGUGACACCUGGCAGCCCAGGAAGUGAAGUAGACGAGAUUAAAGAAGGAUUAAAUGGAAAUAUUGGAGGACCUCCUCCUAAACUGAUCCCAGUGUCAGGAAAACUUGAGAAGAAUAUGGAGAAAACAGUGCUGCGGCCCACUGCCUUCAAACCCGUCAUUCCCAAGAGCCGCUCCUCGAUGCAGUAUCUCUCGCCUCGCCAUUGUGCCAAUGCGCCAGAAAGCCAAAACAACCUGAACCUGCUCAGCCCCACCCACAGAGAUGUGUCGCCCUCCUGCUCUGAGAAGCGUAGCUCCUAUAGUGGUGGGCGUAACGCCGCUGGUGGUAACAGCCAGUCUUGCUCAUUAUCAGACUCUGGACGCAAUUCCCUCUCUAGCCUGCCGCCUUACAGUGCUGCCAGCUACAACCUGCCGUCGGGGGAGGCUUCCGCUGGCCACCUAGAGCCCAUGAAGAGCGCCCCGCCAGUGACUGUACAUGGACACUCCAACUCAGACAGCGGGCGAUCCUCCUCCAGUAAGAGCACAGGCUCUGGGUCGAUAAGUGGGCGGGGGCAGCCUCUGUCUGACAGUGGGUCUGGUGGGCGUUCUCCUGGCCCUGUGGAAGGCUAUGAGGGGGUGGUAAGGGAUCUAGAGGACAAACUGAGGGAGAGAGAGCUGGAGCUGCAGCAACUCAGAGACAAUCUGGAUGAGAAUGAAGCUGCAAUAUGUCAGGUUUAUGAGGAGAAGCAGAAGCGCUUUGAGCUGGAACUGGAGGAGCUGAGGCAGGGCUGUGCCACCAGGAUGCAGGUCGCCUCUCAGAAAGCCCAGCGUGCACAGCAGGUGCUUCAGCUGCAGGUUUUCCAGCUCCAGCAGGAGAAGAAGAAACUGCAGGAGGACUUUGCUCAGCUUCUGAAGGAGAGGGAGCAGCUUGAGGAGCGCUGCACCUCGUAUGAGCAUGAGAAAAUCCAGCUGGGCCCUCGACUCGAGGAGACCAAGUGGGAGGUCUGUCAGAAGUCUGGGGAAAUCUCGUUGCUGAAGCAGCAGUUGAAGGAAGUGCAGAGUGAGUUAGCUCAGCGUGUGGGGGAGAUCGUCUCACUGCGGGGUCAACUCAGGGAGACUCGUGGCGAGCUGACCAACACCCAGGUGCUGCUCCAGGAGGCCCACGGCACCAUCCGAACUCGAACACUGGAGCUGGAGGUGUGUGAAAAUGAGCUUCAGCGUCGCAAGAGCGAAGCAGAGCUACUCAGAGAAAAGGUAGGACGCCUGGAGGGGGAAAUGGCUCAUCUCCGAGAUGCUCUGGUCAAUCAAGGCCCGGGAAACAGACAGUGUCAGGUGUUUCAGGAAGCCGAGGAGCAGCUGCUCGCCUACGAGAGCGACGAAGCGAAGGCUCAGCGGCAGAGCAACACCGAGGCGCUGCAGAGCAUGAAGGUGCAGAUGGACAGGAUGAGAUCCGAGUUAGCUUUUGAGCGUCAAAAAGCUGAGCAGCAACUGGGAAGCUUUGAGGAGGAGCGCAAGAUAUGGCAGGAGGAAAAGGACAAAGUAAUUCGCUACCAGAAGCAGCUGCAGCAGAACUAUGUGCAGAUGUAUCGCAGGAACCGAGAGCUGGAGCAGCUCCUGCAGGAGCUCAGUUUGGAACUGGAAAGUAGAGAUGAUGAUGAGGGCAGCGGCAAUGAGAUCAACUUUGAUGAAAUUGCCGCAACAGAAAUUUGACCCUCGUAUCUGUCCUUUGAUUGUGUUUGUUCUUUUUUUUUUUAAUUUUGCACUACUGUCAGCUAAUUGUCUUUCCUCCUUCAUGUUCAGACAAGCAUAAAAGUACUUAAAAUGUAAAAAGAAGUGGUGUUUCACACCUGCACCGCUUGAUUUCUGCUUCAUUGGUCUGGUCUACAAGUCUCACUUUAAAGCCACUGACCUUUAAUUAGUUGUUAGCCCUCCACCUCAAUCCUUUGCCCUUCUAUUAAUGUCUGUUAGUAUUAACACCGACCAGAUAUAAGCAUACGAGCCCUGGUCCUCUCACGCUUUUCAAAGUUCGUGGGAGAUUUUGUUUGUGGGUGACUCACUUCUCUCAUUCUCUCAACCUUUCGCUAUCCUCCCCCUGUGUUGGUUAUGACUCCACCUUCCCUGCUGGCUUUAGCACUCCCACUCUGUGUUAGUAGUCAGCUCUCGUUAGUGCAGUUCAUUUAGACGGAGCCCACGCUUUCGUCAGUGAUUGUGGGAUACCACACAAUCAGGAUGUCAUGAUAAGAGUGAGUGAAUCAGAGCCUGGUGCUAAUCGCUGACAGGUCUAUCUUGUUGUUUUCCUCAGAACUAGUCAAGCUUUUAUGCUAACUGUUCAUGACCAACAAGUAAACUGUUGAUCGUUCUCUACUUAUUUUCACUGUAGCAACAAAAAACAAAACCCUAGUUUUUUUGUUGCCCAAAUAUGUUGUUUCUGGACAUGUAAUGAUCUUGGAAAACAAACUUAAGGCUUCUUAAAAAUGCACUCUGAUAGUUUGGAAAUACAAAGUGGACUAUUAGUCUUUAUUUAUUUUAUUUUAUUUUUUCACAUUUAUACUAUUACAAG
This is a messenger RNA of Pundamilia nyererei, 3327 nucleotides long. RefSeq names its product leucine zipper tumor suppressor 2. Gene Ontology annotation, biological process: negative regulation of canonical Wnt signaling pathway; cell division. The coding region runs from base 390 to 2477 and encodes 695 amino acids. The record is from RefSeq and is a predicted model, not a curated record. Lineage: Eukaryota; Metazoa; Chordata; Actinopteri; Cichliformes; Cichlidae. The transcript is spliced from 7 exons.